Molecule: messenger RNA, 1968 nt
Organism: Closterium sp. NIES-65
Lineage: Eukaryota; Viridiplantae; Streptophyta; Zygnematophyceae; Desmidiales; Closteriaceae
Source: the annotation of a GenBank genome assembly
AUGGGUCUCCACUCACACAUCGUCGUGCAAGAGCACGAGCUCUACGGUUUCCAAUGCCGCGGGCUGUUCGCGCACAGCUUUAUCGCUCAAGGCGAGGUCGUUUGCGAUUGGGACGAAGGAGAGAUUCGCGGGUACCACGCAUCUGACUUAUCAGCGGAACCCGAUAAGGAGAAGCGCGAGUCAAUGAUUCGUUAUGCGUACAUGGUCGGUGACGACUUGUACGACACGACAGCCGACCCCGAGGAUGACCCGAGCUUUUAUUACAACCACUCGUGCGACCCUAACACGUGGUACGCUAACCCACGUUGCAUGGUCGCCCUGCGCGACAUUCAGCCGGGCGAGCACGUCACGUACGACUACGCCUGCACGGAGACGGAGGGUAGCAUGCACGCCGGCCUGCGCUGCCGCUGUGGCGCCGCGUGCUGCCGCGGAACGCUUAACUUCACCGAGUGGCGCUCGCACGACUGGCAGCGACGGUUCGCCGGCCACUGCUCGGCUUAUAUCGAACGGAAGAUGGCCGAGUCGGGGUGGUACGACCCGCGCGUGGUAACUCGUUACAAGGGUCGCGGCGCGGACGCCUUCAAGGGGCUGUUCGCAUUGGCGAGCAUCCGACGUGGCGAACCGCUUCUCGUCUUCGCCGGCAAGCUUGUCGGCCUCGACUACCUGCUGGGAAGCGACGAACGCGUUCGGGAGCUCUCGCUGCGAGUCAACGAUAACCUCUGGCAGGUGCCGGAUCCGACGCGUGGGCCCGAGACGCCCGAUUUCAUCAACCACUCGUGCGAUCCAAACUGCGGAUUGGAAGACUCGGUGACGGUGGUGGCCUUGCGGAACAUCGCGCCAGGCGAAGAGUUGAGCAUCGACUACGGGAGCACCAACGCAGGCGUCGUCCGCACCAGCAGCGACAACUUCAGUUGCCACUGCGGCGCGUCGAUCUGCCGCGGGGUAGUCACGUGCGACGAUUGGCGGCUGCCCGAGCUGCGGCAACGACUAUGGCCGUUCUUCCCGCCGUUCAUCAAGCGGCUGAUCGUGAGAGAGUCGGAGAAGUCGGACUUGAAGCGGUCUGAGAGUGAUGAGUCGUGCGAGUCGAUCGAAGGUGAUGAACUGGCCUUCACCACGAAGAUGAAGGGCAAAGGCAAGGCGGCGCAACCUGCAGCGCGCCCGGAGCCGCGUAAGAAACGUGCUGCUGCACUUGUCGAGCGCGGUUUAUGGUCUGACAAGGAGAGCACCAUCUUCGCUGCGGCAAAGUGGUUUCUCAAGGAGGAGCUCGAGCCCCUCAAGGGGAAACAGGGUACCCAGUACUGGGCGCGGCUACUCGCACAUAUCAAGGAGUCGAACCCCGGAUGGAUCCGGGGUGUCAACGCGCUCCAGAAACAGUGGCGUAACCUAAUAGUGCUAUGGCGUGAGUAUAAGAAGGCCGACGAGGGGUCGGGCAACGGCUCCGUGGAGAAACCACCUUGGUACCCGUACGUUGACCUGCACAACCAGGACACCGCCGCAGCCGCACCUCAUGCCGUGGACGGAGGUGGCGCGAAUAACGUCAACGUCCCGGCAGGCAUGGAGGUUCCGCAAUCGUCCCAGCCAGGCACGUCAACCCCUUGUUUCACUGCUCCUCCGCCAACGACUCCUGCCACACCGAGGCGUGCCCGGGUGCAUGAGACGGCCACCAUGCAAGCGGCCAUGCUCGUUUUUGCCACCAUCAAGGACUGCCAUGGCGACGCUAUGAACCGCAUCGAAGGCCUCGUCCGUGAAUGGAUGGCGCAAGAUCUCAGACUUGCCCGUGAGCGUAUGACAGAGUCGGCUCCCCCGGAUGUGCACCGCACGCCCCAUGAAUUCUCUCCACCGCCGCCACGCGGGGAGUCCGCGCCUGCUCCCGAAACCGCACGGACGCGUGUGGACGAGGGCGACGGCGACACCGCUAUGCCGGCGGAUGAGGAUGUGGAAGUAUGGGUUCGCGGCGCCGACGAUUAG